Molecule: messenger RNA, 2765 nt
Organism: Branchiostoma belcheri (Belcher's lancelet)
Lineage: Eukaryota; Metazoa; Chordata; Leptocardii; Amphioxiformes; Branchiostomatidae
Product: protein VAC14 homolog
Exons: 18
Coding region: 101-2311 (736 amino acids)
Biological process (GO): positive regulation of kinase activity; phosphatidylinositol biosynthetic process
Cellular component (GO): endosome membrane; PAS complex
Source: RefSeq, a predicted model, not a curated record
UCCUCAUGACCCCAAGGUGUGCCCCGGCUAGCUUCCGGGUUCGCUGCCUGCCUUUAGUUUUUGUAAAAAAGAAACCUCGCCGAGGUUUUCUUGCGGCACCAUGUCUUCUUCUGAGAAGGAGUUCGCCCCGCUGAGCCUGUCCACCGUCCGCGCGCUCAACGACAAGCUGUACGAGAAGAGGAAAGUCGCUGCGCUGGAGAUCGAAAAAAUGGUAAAGGAGUUCUCCACAGCGAACAACAGUUCCCAGAUCCAACAGCUGAUCCGAGUCCUGACUGAUGAGUUUGCCGUGUCCAACAAUCCUCACAGCAGGAAAGGGGGCCUCAUCGGCCUGGCAGCUUGUGCAAUCGCUCUGGGAAAGGAGUCAAGCAUGUACCUGGACCCUCUGAUUGACCCAGUCCUGGCGUGUUUCUCGGACCCGGACAGUCGUGUUCGCUACUACGCCUGCGAGGCUCUGUACAACAUCGUCAAGGUGGCCAGGGGAGCUGUGCUGGGCAGGUUCAACGACAUCUUUGAUGGACUUAGCAAGCUUGCUGCAGAUCCAGAUCCAAACGUCAAGAAUGGUUCUGAACUUCUAGAUCGACUUCUCAAGGACAUCGUCUCAGAAAGCACGUCGUUUGACUUGGCCAGUUUCAUGCCACUGCUGAGAGAGAGAAUCUACACUAAGAACCAGUUUGCCAGGCAGUUUCUGGUGUCUUGGGUGACAGUGUUAGAUUCCGUGCCAGAUAUCAACAUGCUGGUGUACCUCCCCGAGUUCUUGGAUGGACUCUUCCACAUCCUGGCAGAUCCCAGUAGAGAGGUUAGAAGGAUGUGUGAAUCUGCCCUUGGAGAGUUCCUGAAGGGUAUUAAGAAAAGUCCCAGCAGUGCCAACUUCAGCAACAUGGUCAACAUCCUCAUCGUGCACUGUCAGGCACAAGAUGAGUUGCUGCAGCUGACGGCCAUCAUGUGGCUGAAGGAGUUCAUCCUGCUGUCCGGCCGCGCCAUGCUGCCGUUUGCCGCCGGAAUCCUCACCGCCGUGCUGCCGUGUGUGGCGUACGAGGACCACAGGAGAAAGAAUAUCAAGGACACGGCCAUUGCCGUAAACAACAGCCUGCUGCGACUGAUCACGACAGAGGACGACUUGUCCGUACCCACCAGCCCUGUGGAGGGGGAGGACAAGGAUCAGGAUAAGGAGAAGGAAAGAGACAAGGGGGACAAGGUUGAACUAGAACUUGCUCCAGUUGUGGAUGUUCUGACUCGACACCUGCUCCAUGAAUCCAUGUUGACCAGAAUAGCUGUACUGCGCUGGAUCUACAACCUCCAUAUCAAGAUACCAAACAAGAUUUUCCGGCAUGUGGAUGAAUUGUUCCCAGUUCUACUGAAGACUCUAUCAGACAAGGCUGAUGAAGUUAUCCUACUUGACCUUGAAGUUCUAGCAGAGAUAGCGUCAUCACCAGCUGGGCAGAGGGCACGACCUGCCGGGGAGAAGAGUGGGUCUAGCCAAAAUCUAGCCACAGGUGGAGAGCCGUCAUCCCCAGGAGUCAUGAUGAACACGUACUUCACCAAGUUCAUGGUCAGCCUCAUCAAACUGUUCAGCACAGACAAGGAGCUACUGGAGAACAGGGGGUCCUUCAUUGUCAGACAGCUGUGUCUGUUGCUGAAUGCGGAGGCUAUCUUCCGAGCGCUGGCAGAGAUCCUGUUGGAAGAAGAGGACCUGCGGUUUGCUGCCAUCAUGGUGCAGACCCUCAACUCCAUCCUGCUCACCUCCACGGAGCUGUUCGAGCUGAGAACACAACUCAAGGACCUCAAAACAAAGGAGAGUUGUGACCUGUUCUGCUGCCUGUACCAGUCGUGGUGUCACAACCCCGUGGCCACAGUGUCUCUCUGUCUGCUCACACAGAACUACAGACACUCCUGCGACCUGCUGCAGCUCUUUGGUGAUCUGGAGGUGACAGUCGAGUUCCUGACAGAGAUAGACAAGUUGGUGCAGCUGAUAGAAUCUCCCAUCUUUACAUACCUCAGACUACAGUUGCUGGAUGCCCAACAGAAUGCGUACCUGAUCAAGGCCUUGUACGGACUCCUCAUGCUGCUGCCUCAGAGUAGAGCCUUUGACACUCUCAGACACCGACUGGACUGUCUGCCAGCCUCACAUCUCAUUCCACAGCACCAAAGUGUCCAGGCACCUCCCCCUGAGCAGAGGGAGCAUGUGACCAGAAUUAACUUCCACCAGCUGAUCCAACACUUCCAGCACGUCCAGGCCAAACACAGGACAGCCAAGCAACGGGUCAGGCCCAGACACACCGAGGACAGCACACACAGACUAGAGAUGCCAUGAACAGCACACCGAGGACAGCUAACACAGAUCAUGAACAGCACAAAAAGGACAGCUAACUCAAAUCAUGAACUGAGGAUAGCUAAUACAGACCAUGAACAGCACAAAAAUGACUUCUAACACAAAUCAUGAAUAGCACACUGAGGACAGCUAACACAAAUCAUGAACAGCACAAGGACAGCUAACACUGAUCAUGAACAGCACAAAAAGGACAGCACACACAAACUAGAGAUACCAUGACCAGCACAAAAAGGACAGCUAACACAGGUCAUGAAUAGCACACUGAGGACAGCACACACAGACUAGAGAUGCCAUGAACAGCACACCAAGGACAGCUAACACAGAUCAUGAACAGCACAAAAAGGACAGCACACAGAGAUGCCAUGACUAGCACAAAAUGGACUUCUAAUACAAAUGAACAGCACACUGAGGACAGCUAACACAAAUCAUGAACAGC